Molecule: messenger RNA, 4881 nt
Organism: Pygocentrus nattereri (red-bellied piranha)
Lineage: Eukaryota; Metazoa; Chordata; Actinopteri; Characiformes; Serrasalmidae
Gene: lzts2a
Product: leucine zipper, putative tumor suppressor 2a
Exons: 6
Coding region: 371-2461 (696 amino acids)
Biological process (GO): negative regulation of canonical Wnt signaling pathway; cell division
Source: RefSeq, a predicted model, not a curated record
CUUUUUGCGCGAGACAAGAAUGAAGUGAGUGUUUGCUGGGUGAUGUGUAGAGAAGGAUGUGUGCGGAGAUAUGAGGCAUUUUCGCGUUUUACUGGGACGCUGACAGCUUCUUCACUCUCAAAGAUGAACAGCUGCCAGUCGCUGAGCGCUCACUGGAAGAAGAACUGAAGUUAAAACACAGAGAAGCUCGUGUAGGAGGACAGCGUGUCUUUUCUUUUCUCGGUGCUCCCGUCGAAGCUGUAUGAGGUCUGUGAGUGCAGUGGCUCUUUGGGGAUGUGUAAAGUCUUCUGUUAUGCUGAAUGUGCUCAGCCUAUAGGAGCUGAAUUUUGGGCCUUAAAACACAAGUGUUUGUGUUGGGCGCAUAGUCGCCAUGGCUUUGGUUCAGGCCCUGCCCGUGCCCACUGAUCAUCCAGUCCAGUCCAGUGUUGAUAUCCAGCAGUGCCACUCUGUUUCACCAUCCACGGCCACCGGGGGCGCCAUGGGCUCCGUCAGCAGCCUGAUCUCAGGACGCACCUACCAGGAGCGCCACUGCCGUGCUGCCAGCGAAUUCAGCGCCAAAUGCCGCAGGUCCACACCAGCCACCAGCUGUUUCCGCCAGCAGGAGGGAACACUGCGCAGUGCUAGUUCCCAGGAGCAACUCCUCAACAACCAGCCUACCUUGACCUCCAACAAGUCCAGCACCCUAAUUGCCGCCAGCAACGGCAACUAUGGAUAUGUGAGUGAUGAGCUGGUGGGUGACUGGAACGACAACCAUGUGACGGCCUGCAGCCCGUGUAGUGACACAGAGGAGCCACGGGACAACCGGACCAUGAACGGCAACAUUGGGGGGCCUCCUCCCAAACUCAUCCCUGUCUCAGGCAAGCUGGAGAAAAAUAUGGAGAAAGUUGUAAUCCGGCCCACUGCCUUCAAGCCUGUAGUGCCCAAGAACCGCAACUCAGUGCAGUACCUCUCCCCACGGCCAGGGGGCAGUCUGUCUGAGAGCCAGGGCAGCCUCAACCUUUUACUACCAGGAGGUGGAGCAGGGCUGGUGUGUGCCGAAAAACGCAACUCGUACAGUGGAGGCCGCAAUGCUCGCAGCAGCCAGUCUUGCACCAUGUCAGACUCUGGCCGGAACUCUCUGUCUAGUCUGCCCACCUACAGCAGCACAGGAUACAGCUUGGGCCCCAGUGACGGGACGUCUGGACACCCAGAGCCCACACGGGCCAGCGGCAGCCAUGGCCAUUCAAACUCUGACAGCGGCCGCUCCUCUUCAAGCAAGAGCACAGGCUCCUUGAGUGGACGGGGCCAGCCACUAUCAGAUAGUGGGUCAUGUGGCCGGUCACCUGCCCCACCAGAGGGGUAUGAGGGUGUGAUUCGAGAUCUGGAGGAGAAGCUGAGAGAGAGAGACCUGGAACUGCAGCAGCUCAGAGACAACCUGGAUGAGAAUGAGGCAGCCAUUUGCCAGGUGUAUGAGGAGAAGCAGAAGCGCUGUGAGCAGGAGCUGGAGGAGCUGAGGCAGAGCUGUGCAUCUAAGAUGAAGCAAGCGCAACAGAAAGCACAGAGGGCACAGCAGGUGCUACAGCUGCAGGUCUUCCAGCUGCAGCAGGAGAAGAAGAAACUGCAGGAGGACUUUUCCCAACUACUGCAGGAGCGCGAGACUCUAGAGAAGAGGUGUGCCUCUAUUGAGAGAGAGCAGACACAGCUGGGCCCCCGACUGGAGGAGACCAAGUGGGAGGUGUGUCAGAAGUCAGGAGAGAUUUCCCUGCUGAAGCAACAGCUGAAGGAUGUACAGGCAGACCUGGGCCAAAAGGCGGCAGAGAUUGUGGCCCUGAAGGCCCAGCUGCGAGAGGCCCGCUCUGAGCUGCAGGCCAGCCAGGUGCGCUCGCAGGAGGCCCAUGCGGCGGCCCGCACCCGCACACUGGAGCUGGAGGUGUGUGAAAAUGAGCUGCAGCGACGCAAGAGCGAGGCUGAGCUGCUGCGGGAGAAGCUGGGCCGUCUAGAGGAGGAGUGCAGUCGGCUGAGAGCUGCCCAGGUGACCCUGCCCAUCUCCAAGGGUCAGUGCAUGAGCCUGCCUCUUCCCCUCCCCCAGGGCCGUAGCCCUGCCUUCCGAGAAGGAGAGGAACAGCUGCUUGCAUACGAGAGUGACGAGGCUAAGGCUCAGCGGCAAAGCAGCGAUGUGCUACACACACUCCGUCAGCAGGUGGAGCGGCUGCGGGCCGAGCUGCUGUACGAGAGAAGGCGCGGUCAGGAGCAGCUGGAGGCCUUUGACGAGGAGCGGCACGUGUGGCAGGAGGAAAAGGACAAGGUGAUCCGCUACCAGAAGCAGCUGCAGCAGAACUACAUCCAGAUGUACAGGCGCAACCGCGAGCUUGAGCGAGUCAUGAGGGAGCUGAGUCUGGAGCUGGAGAACAGGGACAUGGAGGAAUUCGACAUGCGUAACAAUGACAUCCACUUUGAGGAGAUCACAGCCACUGAGAUUUAGCACACACCUAACCCUUCCCCCAUCACUCUGACCCCUCAGAUCAGGGGUGUCAGACUUCAGUCCUGGAGGGCCACGACAUUGAAGUUUACUAUUCUGUUUCCUGCCUGCAAAAUGCCUGUUUCAAUACAUAUUAGCAAUGUCUUUAUUAGUUGAAUUCAGUGUGAAAAAGGGGAAAGCAUUAAUCUCACCAGGACCUGAGUUUGACACUUCUGCCUUAGAUUGACCUUAAAGACAGAUCACCACAGCAAAUGCAAAAACAUCAAUUAUGCUUUUCCAAAGUUUAACCAGAGUGUAAUGGAUAUAUAGGCUACAUAGUCCUCAACAGUAUCUUACAAAAAAUCAACUUUCCAAGCAUGUUAAUGCACAUAUGUUCAGAGUCAAUGUUAGAGUCAGUGCUGUACCAGAGAAACAGGAAGAUCUGCUGUUUUCUUUGGUAGAGUUUCAGAAUGACAUGGCUAUUCUCCUGUUUGCUCUACUGCCACUCAGUCUGGAUCUGCAGUUCUUCUUAUCAUGUAAUGGACUCAUAUCAUGUACUGUGUUUGGACACAGUAACAGCACUAAUAGGAGAGGGGAACCUGCACUAAUGGACUUCUCUGUACUGGCAUUAAUAUUGAUGUCAUGGAACUCUUAAGCGACAUCCAGGGAAAACUCUUCAGUUUCUGUCCUGAGUAUUAGAGUGCAAGUCAAAUCAGGACACUUACUGCAGUUAGUGCAUUAACUCAAAGUUUUUCUCACCAAGGCAUCUAAUGUGUCAUGACACCCUAUUGAUAGCUGUUAUCAUAUAGAGGCCAGAGAAUAACAUCUUUCCUAUUCUCGCAAUGCUCACUGGUUCCUCAGCAUCCAGAUACUAAUCACUUCAUCUAGAAGUACUAUUUUUCUAAGUAGAGCUCUAAAAAUACAGCCAAUUUCUAUUUUUUGCCUGUCUUUUCUUCAGACCCUAAUGUAAUGCAAAAUAGUGCAAAACACUGCAGUGCACACGCAAUGUAGAGUGAAUAGCAUGUGUGCAUGGUACAGUAGCAUUCUGUCUGGAGAUCGUAUUUAUAGUGAUCUCUCUAGAGACACGAUGUCUAGAUAAGACAUCACAAGGUCACAUACUGCUCCAGACAGCAGUGACUUCUCCCACAGUGGGUGGAGCCACUGCUUGUAUUAGUAGCAUAGAUCAUGUAUGCAUAAAUAUCAACUACAGUUUCCCAAAUACUAAUUAAAUAUUUGUGGUCAUAAAAGAAGGGAUAUAUAUACAUAUAUACACUAUAUAAACUUUGAUGUUUUUAGAGAACAGACUCUUUAAAAUAAAUGUGAAUGGAAUAUCAAAUAUAUAUGAUGUAUAUUUUUAUACAUAUACAUAUAUAUAUAUAUAUAUAUAUAUACAUAGCACCUCAAGCUAUUUUGUGGUAACACAGGUUACUUUGUGGAUUUACCAAUUCUGUAUCUCAUAUCCUUUAAUAAUCCAGUGGAGGGAUCAUUUGCCAUCAGCACUUCAUAAGGUACUUUUCAGUGACUGCUCACAGUUCUACAGUAUUCACACAUUAUUUGCAAAUUGCACUCUUCUGUUAUGGUUUCUGACAUUAGACUAAGCUGACUGAAAAAAACUAAAUUUUAAAGUUUUAAAGUGCCAAAUGUUACAUGCCACAAACACUGCUUAUUUUGUAUUUUCAUAGAAAUUAUAUUACAAGCAGAUCAGUCAUCGUGCUGAACCUUACUGCUCAUCGCAACUGACUCUCCAUUAUACCAUUUUAGCGUAGCUGCUUCACUUGCAUCAUAAUGUACGUAUAGUCUCUGUUCAAAACAGCCAAACAGACCAGCAUUAAUCAGAAUGUUCUUGUUCUGCUAGUUUACUCAGAAUUGCAGGUCUGGUCAUAUCCUCACCAUGAAACCUUUCAUUCAGUAAAUUCUUAUGUUAACCACAGUCUAAAUGUAGCUCUACAUCCACACUGCCUGAGACUUGUAUUUCUGUUCAGACAAAGAAGCACUAGGAUUGGACGAGGGGAAAUAGGUGCUCUCAACCUGAUCAGACUGUUAACUUUGUUGUAUACUUCUUCAGUUUUAUAGCAGUACCGUCCUGCUGCACAAGAUUGGAGAGUGCGUAAAACAGAACGCCCUCCUUCAUUUUUAGUGCUUUUUUCCUUACAUUUAUUACUGUAUCAUAGUCAUGACUAAAACACACAUGUAAAUAUUCCUAACAUUGUAUACAGUGAUAUAUUCUAGUCUAUAUGCAGACGAAAGUAUCUAUCUCAAAGGUGUAGCCACUGUGAAUAGGCCAAAGCAAAGUAACAUUUUGUUUUAAUUUGUUUUUUCUCCAUGUAUGUUUGUUGUUUCCUUUGUCGAUUCAUGGUGUUUGUAGUCACUCAUGUAUAUUUCAUGCUGUACAUUUCUUGUAAAGAAACAGUGUUUUUAAUUAAAAAAAACAAGGUCACAAGUCA